This is a messenger RNA of Oryzias latipes (Japanese medaka), 7334 nucleotides long. It is a transcript of the gene arhgap5, whose product is annotated as Rho GTPase activating protein 5. Gene Ontology annotation, biological process: Rho protein signal transduction; regulation of cell size. The record is from RefSeq and is a predicted model, not a curated record. NCBI's taxonomy places the organism in Eukaryota, Metazoa, Chordata, Actinopteri, Beloniformes, Adrianichthyidae. Gene Ontology annotation, cellular component: cytosol. Gene Ontology annotation, molecular function: GTPase activator activity.
GGAGGAGGAGGAGGAGGAGGGAGCUCACAGCGGCAGGUUUCAGCUUUCAGCGCAUACCACACUAAUAGCACCCAAGUACACUAAAACACGGGCUAAACGGCCGACCCGGACCUACGCGGACUACAUGUGAAACUUAAGCGGACCUGCUCGGGUCUUUUCGGCAGCUGUCGCGUGCGCGGAUCGCGAGGAUUGUAGCCGUGUGGACGUGGGAAUGCUUCAUCCUCCUAUCCGUGGUAUGUGGACCGGGGAGCGACCAUGUUAAUAGGGAGGUGAUACAGGGUUAAGCUGGCUGGUCUGCUCCAGCUCCGAGAGCAUCAAGGAGACGGCUGAUAGAGAUCCAGAGAGAAGCACUUCCUGGAACGGAGCCUCCGACCCACCGACAAGCAGAACCGGAAUGAUAUCUUGAUCUUUUUUUCCUGACAGUAACAGCGUUGGAGAUGAGUGGGGGGGCAUAAUGGCCAAGAACAAGGAUGCACGCCCCCCAGCAUUUGCCGUCAGCGUGGUCGGCCUCUCGGGGACAGAAAAAGAGAAGGGCAACUGCGGUGUGGGCAAGUCCUGCCUGUGUAACCGCUAUGUGCGCCCUGACGCGGACAGUUACCACUCCGAGCACACCUCAGUGCUCAGCACAAUAGACUUUGGGGGGCGUGUUGUCAACAAUGACCACUUUCUGUACUGGGGGGAGGUGUCCCAUCGAGUGGACGAGGGUUUGGAGUACAAAAUCAACGUCAUUGAACAAACAGAGUUCAUAGAUGACCAGACAUUUCUUCCCCACCGGAGUACAAACUUGCAGCCGUACACCAAACGAGCUGCAGCAACAAAGCUUCAGUCGGCAGAGAAGCUGAUGUACAUCUGCACUGACCAGCUGGGGCUGGAACAGGACUUUGACCAGAAGCAGAUGCCUGACGGGAAACUGAACAUCGAUGGCUUUGUCAUCUGUGUUGACGUCAGCAAGGGCUGCAAUCGGAAGUUUGAUGACCAAAUUAAGUUUGUUAACAGCCUCUACUCUCAGAUUAUAAAGUCAAAGAAACCCAUUGUUGUUGCUGCCACUAAAUGUGACGAGUGUGUGGACCAGCAUCUGAGGGACCUGCAGGCUUUUGUUGCCAACAAGAAGAAUGUAAUGCUAAUUGAAACAUCAGCCCGAUGCAAUGUUAACAUAGAGCUGUGUUUCAGUGCACUUACUCAGCAGCUUGAUAAAACUAGAGGAAAGCCAAAAACGGUGCCAUACUUGGAGGCCUUCAAGGUCCAGCGACAGUUAGUGGCCUCUGCAACAGACAAGUUUGAAAAGAUGAUACUAAACACAGUGAGAGAUUAUCAUACAACCUGGAAAACUGUGACAAAUAUUCUGAAAGGGCAAACAGACUAUGAAGAGUUCAUCACUUUGGAGGGCUCCAGGAAAGCACAUAACAUGUUCACAAAGCACAUUGCACAACUGAGGCAGGAACACAUUAGAAAGAGGAGGGAGGAAUACCUGACAACACUGCCAAAAACCCUCAGCAACCUCUUUAAUAACCUAGAGGAGGUUGAGCAACUUUCGUGGCACGAGGCGCAGAGCAUAAUUCGCAAUCGCUCUGAUUUCCAGUGUUGGUUCGUAUUACUGGAGCAUACUCCUUGGGAUGAGACGGACCACGUUGACAGCAGUGACCGCCGGAUACCCUUUGACCUCCUCAACACAUUUGAUGCUGAGAGGAUUUACCAUAACCACGUCCAGCACCUAGUGUCAGAGAAAAGACGGAUGGAGAUGAAAGACCGCUUCAAAAAGACACUAGAAAGGGUUCAUUUUAUCAGCCCGGGUCAGUCCUGGGAGGAAGUCAUGUGCUUCGUCAUGGAAGAUGAGGCCUACAAGUACAUCACAGAAUCAGAUAGGAGAGAUGUUUACUGUCGACACCAACAGGAAAUAGUUGAAAGGGCCAAAGAGGAUUUUCAGGAAAUGCUUUUUGAGCACGCCGAGCUGUUUUACGACUUGGACCUGAAUGCGACCCCGAGCUGCGACAAGAUGUCAGAAAUUCACAGUGUGCUGAGUGAGGAGCCCAGAUACAGAGCGCUGCAGAAGCUGGCCCCAGACAGAGAGUCACUUCUUCUCAAACACAUUGGGUUCGUGUACCACCCCACAAAGGAGACAUGCCUGAGUGGGCAGAACUGUGUGGACAUUAAGGUGGAGCAGGUUUUGAUGAACAGACUAGUGCAGCUCGACCACGGGCGCUCAAAUUUCUACUACAGCAGCGCCAGCAUUGACAAGAUCAACCUCUGCCUCCUGGGAAAAGAGGGUCUCUCACAGGAACUAGCCAAUGAGAUCAGAGCUCAGUCCACAGAUGACGAAUACACCCUCGACGGCAAAAUUUACGAACUGGAGCUUCUCUCUGUCGACGUUAACUCCACGCUGCUUUUCAGCCAUACAUGGUUAGCCACCUUUAAACCACACGGCUGCUUUUGCGUGUUUAACUCCAUCGAGUCGCUAAACUCCAUUGGAGAUUGCAUAGGCCGGAUCAGAGCGGAGCUAACGCAGAGUCGAAGAGAGAAGUUUUCUCCGCCUCUGACUUUUAUCCUCAUUCUCGCAAAUCAGAGGGACAAUGUUUGCAAAAACAUACCUAUUCUAAGGCACCAGGGCCAACAGCUGGCCAACAAGCUGCAGUGCACCUUUGUUGACAUCCCUUCUGGAGCGUUCCCUCGGAAAUUUACCGAAUUCCAGAUCAAGCAGGGCCUGAGAGCAGUGCUGGAAGCGCUCAAACAUAAUGUUGACGUCUUUGCUCCACUGCCCUGUAUAAAAGACAUGGCAGAGACGGACCUCAGGAUAGUCAUGUGUGCUAUGUGCUGGGACCCCUUCAGCGUUGACCUCAUCCUCUCACCUUUCCUAGACUCUCACUGCUGCAGUGCGGGUCCGCCAGGUCAGAGCAACACCCUGAUACUGGACAAGAUCAUUGGAGAAAGGCGGAGGAGGAUCCAAGUCACUGUGCUUUCCUACCACACUGCUAUAGGGGUCCGUAAAGACGAGUUGGUUCAUGGUUAUAUUCUGGUUUACUCUGCCAAACGCAAAGCCUCCAUGGCAACUCUGCGGGCCUUCCUGGCUGAAGUCCAUGAUGUGAUCCCUGUCCAAAUGGUGGCAAUUACAGACAGCCAGGCCGAUUUUUUUGAGAACGAUUCCAUCAAAGAGCUGAUGACGGAGGGGGAGCACAUUGCCACAGAGAUUACCGCCAAGUUUACAGCCCUGUACUCAUUGUCACACUAUCACAGACAGACAGAGGUAUUCACACCUUUCUUUAACGAAGUGCUGGAGAAGAAGCUGAGCAUUGAGAGUUCAUUCCUGUUCGACACCUCAUCGCGGGAGUGCACCACUGGAGCCAGUGAGGAGGUCUUUCCCACAUCACCACACAGCCGCUCCCCUGCUUACAACAGUUACUUCCUAGAAUCAGAUGAAGACAACGAGGCCCCCCCACCUUACAGUCCAAUUGGCGACGAUGUUCAACUUCUCCCUACGCCCAGCGACAGAGCCAAGUACCGAAUUGACCUAGAGGGGAACGAAUACCCAGUUCACAGCACACCUGUUGGAGAAUAUGAACGUAACCACAAAGUGCCUCCACCUGUUCGGCCCAAACCGGUUCUCCCUAAGCCUAGUGUGAAGAAGUUAGACCCAAACUUGCUGAAAACCAUUGAGGCUGGCAUGCGGAGCAACCGCAGGCCGCAGCGUGGUCCAGUCACGCACACGGAGGAUGUGGAAGCAUCAGACAACUAUGCAGAUCCUGUGGAUACCCUGCUAAAGUCCAGAGGAAUCCACAAUGAUGAUAUUUAUGCAGUGCCUGAUGAUGCACACAGCCGCCUGGUCAAAAUUAAACACUCCUUUGGGCUGCAUGGCCUCCAAGGAGGAGAGGAAGAGAAUGGGUUUGAUCGGAGGUCUCAGGCUAUCAGGCAGCCAUCAAAAUACAAGCAUCGUUCGAAAAUUCUGUUCAGUAAGACAAAGGCCUACCAGAGUAGAUUCCACUCCGACAGCGACGGGGAGGAGUCGUGUCCUGCCACGCAGAAAAAGAAAAAGGGAAGGACCCACAGAGGCAGUGAAGAAGACCCGUUACUCUCCCCAGCUGACCCCUGGAAAGGUGGAAUAGACAACCCUGCCAUCACCUCUGACCCUGAACAAGAAGAGAAGAAGAUGAAAAAGAAGAAGGCCCCUAAGACCCCGAAGGAGCAGAAAAAGCACAAAUCGUCCAAACCCCCAAAGCCUCUGUACCCACCCACCCGUAGAACGUGGGACAGUAACUACUUCGGUGUUCCUCUGCAGAAUCUGGUGACCCCGGAGCAUCCCAUACCCGUCUUCAUUGAGAAAUGUGUGGACUAUAUUGAACGCACGGGUCUGACCACUGAGGGGUUGUAUCGCGUCAGCGGGAACAAAACAGACCAGGACAACAUUCAGAAACAGUUUGAUCAAGACCACCACAUCGACUUCGUGGCCAUGGACGUGGCUGUGAACGCUGUUGCUGGAGCUCUGAAGGCCUUCUUCGCUGACCUGCCCGACCCGCUCAUCCCCUACAGCCUGCACCCGGAGCUGGUGGAAGCCGCAAAAAUGAUGGACUACACCGAGCGUCUGCAGGAGUUACAAGAGAUCGUGAAGAAGUUUCCUCCUGUCAACUACCAGGUCUUCAAGUACAUCAUCACACACCUGAACAGGGUGAACCAGCACAGCAAGACCACCCUGAUGACGGCGGAGAACCUGUCCAUCUGUUUCUGGCCCACGCUGAUGCGGCCCGACUUCGAGAACAAGGACACGCUGUCCACCACCAAGCUGAACCAGUCCGUCAUCGAGACCUUCAUCCUGCAGAGCGACUUCUUCUUCCACGGCGGUGAGAUGGCGGAGAGCUCCAGCAGCGAGGGCACGCCGCCGCCACGCUGCCACAACAUGGUGGAGGCGCUGCUGCCGCUGCAGCUGCCCCCGCCACUGCAGCCGCAGCAAAUCCAACACACCCUGCCCCCCGACCCGCUCUUGUGAGACUCAGGAGCCCCCCCGGAACCCGGAGUGCCACCUCCUCUUCCAGCUGCUGAACAUUUGCCAUGAAGGCUGGAUGGGCCGUCUGGCCUGGAAACUCCGUAACCUUCGUCUGCUGCUUCUCCUGAGCGCCCUCUAGAGGCACAUUGACCGUUUUAUCCUGGUAAUCCAGGAUUACAGGAUUACAUUUGCACGCCACAUUUCAGAUCCCGUAUCGAUGCUAACCACGCAGCAGGGUCCACCGAGGGGCAGACCCCCCCAUCCUCCUCCAGGAUCUGAGAAAAGGGAAGUGAGGUAGCUAAACCGAUGCCAGGGUCUUCGUGAAGACCUCCUGCUGCGGUGGUGGUCUUUGUGGAGACCUCCUACUGUGGUGGUGGUCUUCCUGAAGACCUCCUGCAAUGAUGGUGGUUUUCCUGAAGACUUCCUCCUGUGGUGCUGGUCUUCCUGAAGACCUCCUGCUGCGGUGGUGGUCUUUUGGAGACCUCCUGCUGCGGUGGUGGUCUUUUGGAGACCUCCUGCUGCGGUGGUGGUCUUUUGGAGACCUUCUGAGUCUUCCUGCAGAUGAAAGCACAGAAAUCCUGUUUGGACCCAAACUCAGAUCAGAUCUGGGAAACGAGGAAAUCUGAGGGCAGUUGCGGCUCGAACUGUGCUUGAACACAAAAUGACCUUUGCCACUACAUGACCUCGAACAGUGAAAGGACUGCACGUGCACGCUCGGCUCACACGUGCACACUGGGGUCACAGGUCCUCAUGCCAAUGUCACCUCUGGUUUAGUUCCAUCACCACUUUCUUUUUGAUAUAUAUUUUUUGUAAUGUGAUUUCUAACCAGCGUGUUUGUGCGUGUGCAUGCGUGUGUGUGUGUGUGUGUGUGUGUGUGUGUGUGUGUGUGGGAGCUGCCUUCUCUGCAGAGGGGGGGUCGGGGGUCCAGAAGGGAAAAUAAACAAGCAAGGAUUUCCAGACUCACCUUUCUUCCAGAGAAUCAGGCAGAAACAGAUUUGUCCCCCCACCCCCAAUCCCCAUCCAUCCAUGAUUAAGGAGAACGUGGGGGGGGGGGGGGGGUACUCCUCCAUCAUGGGGUCAGAAGCCACUUCCUGCUUUCUGUUGUUUGUUGAAAACAAAGUGCAUGUUCCUGUUUUUACCGCCUAGUGGUGAAAUAUCUUUAUAGAAAAUAAAACUCUUGGGGUGGGGUGGGGGUGGGGGGGUAUUUUCACAGCUGUUUUCAUCAAAUCAUCUCUUGCUAUCAUAUUUUCUGUUACCUGUCGAAUAGUUUUCCCUGAAUAGAGAAAAAAUAUAUAUAUAAGAAGAUAUAUAUAAAUGAGAAUAUCAAUUUAUCAUCAGCAAAAGUAUUGAUCUUGGUAGCUGAUGGGGGGGGGGUACUGUGGUUCCCAUGUAAAUGUCAUUUUUCUGAAUGGGUGUGUGUGUGUGCGUGUGUGUGUGGGGGGGGGUGCUCAGAGCUCAUCUGUGUUUGAUGAAGUUUCCUCCUCCGUUCGUCUUUCUGUCCAUCUGGAUGAAGGUCGCUGUGCUCCUCGUCGUCUCCGGUUGGUCUUUGUGGUACUGAACAUUUCAUAGAGAAAACACGUCCAUCCACCCAAACACGGAUGCUAACUUCACUGAGAUUCUCCAUCUUCGUCUUCAAAAAGUGUUUGUAGUUUCUCCUCCCUGCUUUUGUGUCGAGUCUCCGGCUGUCAGCUGGAGUUUCUGUUUUUGAUCCAGAUGGACAGAAAAGUUUUCGUAUAAAAGUCAGAAAAGGUUAUUGAAGGAGGUGAUAAUGGUACUGAACUAAACUCUAAAGCAUUAAAACAGCGGAUCACGCAGACCUCUGCAGCCACUUCUCGCCUUUCAUUUGACGUUAACCCCUGACAUCUGUCAACAGCCCUGUUUUAUGAUCUUCUGUGUGUGAAUGUGAGGAAGCAUGAGCUCCUUUCUUUUUUUAUUUUUAGUUUUUUUUGUCUCAGUUUGACGUUACGCGGUCGGGUACUGAGAGGUUCAACCUCUUCUUCACCUAAAGGAAGCAGGUUCAGCUGCUUCUGAUGCAGGAACGUUCAAGAACAAAAAGGAUUUCCUUCAGAUAAAGCAGAGAAAGUCACACAGCAACUAUUGUGAGAAGAUGAUGUGACGGUAAGCAGACUGUUAACAGCGGGAGCUGAGGCUGCAGGUGAUGAAGAGGGAACAUCUUCCUCACCGUGGUCAGCAGCUGCCGAUCCGGUUUGUAGUCCUUCAUCAGUCAGUGGGCUGUAGUUUCCUGCUGUGUGGAUCUGAUCCCAUCAGGCUCUCCAGUGUACAAACCAACUGACUUAACAUCAGCUCUGUACUAUAGUAAAUAAAAAUGAUUUUCUGAAAUAAAAACAACCUCUAUAACAUCCUC